Ceratitis capitata (Mediterranean fruit fly) is the source of this 4846-nucleotide messenger RNA. Its product is annotated as protein pangolin, isoforms A/H/I/S. The transcript is spliced from 5 exons. Gene Ontology annotation, cellular component: beta-catenin-TCF complex. Bases 2640 to 3047 code for a protein of 135 amino acids. NCBI's taxonomy places the organism in Eukaryota, Metazoa, Arthropoda, Insecta, Diptera, Tephritidae. Gene Ontology annotation, molecular function: DNA-binding transcription factor activity, RNA polymerase II-specific; RNA polymerase II cis-regulatory region sequence-specific DNA binding. The record is from RefSeq and is a predicted model, not a curated record. Gene Ontology annotation, biological process: canonical Wnt signaling pathway; regulation of transcription by RNA polymerase II.
AAGAAACUAAAUCAAAUAAAAUUCAGUUUACCGGCUGCGAGAAUCGAAGCGAGACCCCUACGCACAACAGUUAAAUCCUUUGUGCUUAAAAUAUGAAAGUAUUGUAAAGAUGUGUUCACUUACGUUUUAUUUAACAAAACCACUAUACCAAAACUUAAUAAUAAUUCAAUGAAAACUUAAAAUAAUUAAAAGUAUGAGGUUCCUAAUGAAAUGCCCUGGUAACGCAAAUAUACCAUUUUGCAAACCUUGCAAUCAUAAUUUGAAAUAUGCCAGAUCACAUACCAUAAUUAGUUUUAAGUAGAUCUUAUCUAUUAGUAUAAUAUUUUGUAGUAUAUCCACGAUUUUGAAAAGCAGCUUUAAAUCUGCGUCCCAUGCUAUCAACAAGUUUCUCACAUUUUUCUUUUGGUGUUGGUACUCUACACUUCCUUGACGCAUUCCCACACAUUUUUUAAUUUCUUUUUGUAGAUAUUAUCGUUUUCACAUCGUUACGUACAUUUUUGAUAGGAUUUAGGUCAGGGCUUUGCGCUGGCCAAUCCGACACACGGAUAUUUUCCUUUUUUAGGCAAUCUUGUGUGACCUUCGCGGUAUGCUUAGGAUCAUUAUUCUGCGUAAAAGUCAAACUUUGUGGCUCAUUUAUUCCUUAAAAUGUCCAGAUAAUGUUAUUUGUCCAUUUUUCAAUUUAUUUGCACAGUUAGCCUACUCCAUGCCAGGAAAAUGUCUCCAAAAUCAUACCGCCUGAAUAUUUUACGGUCUUUUUGGUGUACUUAGAAUUCAAAUCUUGACCUUCUUUGAGAUGGAAUGUGGGUUUUUCAUCUGGCUCCAUUAUAUUUAUUUUAGUUUCAUGGGUUCAUAAUACAUAUUUCUAAAAACAUAGCGCUCGGUUUUCAGGCGCCUUAGCAGAUGCCCUUUUGACAGGAGUGGUUUUUUGUCGGUAAUAUGUCCAAAAAGCUGGGCCUCAUUCAAACGACUUCCGACUGCUUCUUGAUAUUUUCAAAACGUAUUUCCGUUUAUUUCCAGCAUUUUUUCUCUAGAAAUCUUAAAAUAAUCUUGCUUCUUCUUUCGUCUUUUGGUUCCAUUGUCUUCCGUAAAGCAUUGUUUUGAGAUAAAUAUUCUUCACUCUCCUGAAUCAGUUCAAAGGCAUUAUGUACAAUUUUACGGGAAUAAUUCAGUUUUGCAAUUCCUAAAAACCUUUUCCCUGCCUUAGCCAUGUUAUAAAUAAUGUUUCUUUUUUAAGGAGUUCAAUUUAGUUCAAUCUGCGUAAAUAUUUAACUUCCGCUAAAAAUAAAUAAAAAGAUACUUGCAAGAUGCAACCGAGGACUAUGCCAUUUGCGUGACUACUACAAAUUAAUAGCUCGAUCAGAUAAAUCAACGAGAAAAUGCGAUUGCUAGGAUAACGGGACUAUACGAAACCACUGGAUGUAAAAAAAAUCUGCAACAACAAAUACACACAAAGAGCUGUUUACUUAUUUGUUCUCUAUUUUUCUUGAGAGAGUUUGUGUUUGGUUUUGCUCGUUGAGAGUACAUUUACAUUACUUAUUUAUUCCAAAAGUUAAGGCCUUACUGAAUUCUCUAGGGGGUACCCACCUAUUACAGUAACGUAGUAUUCGUUUGCGUUCGGCGGUUCGUAAAAUGAUCGCCCAACGAUGUUGUGAAGCGCGAAUAAGGUUGAAGGUACGGGUAUACAUCGUUAAGCAGACAUACAUAUGUGUUAAUAAGACGUGAACGUCGGCACAUACCGUCGCUUCUUAUGUUGCAACUACCCAUUUUACUUACCAUUCGUCCAUAACAGGCGACGUCAGAAGCGAGAUAUAUACACAAUUGUUGACGAAGCUGAGAGCGGCAAAAUGUUACCAGCUGCCAGUGUAAAAACCAAACUAAAUAUGAAUGACAUAAUUAAAAUUGUUUGUAUGUGCAUUAAUAAAUCUAAAGCGCUCUGGAGAUGGCCAUAUGUGUGAGUCUUGUGUCUCCUCAAACGUUCAGAUAAACGUGUCAAUCGUCAUUUUAAAUCAUGCCAUCUUAUCUGUUGCAAUUUUAUUGGAAAAAAAUAUUUAAUAGUUUGAUUAAAUAUUUUUAGCUAAUUCAUUUUAACGGGCAAAACCCUAAAGAUAAUGCUUCUGUUGUCAUUGUUGUGUAUAUUUUUGUUUGGUUUUUUCGACGUUAAUUUGUCCUUAUUUUUAAAAGAGCUAAAAAGAUAUUUAUAUUGUAUAUAAAUAUAAUUAUUUUAAUCACAAAAUAUUAUGUCAGUACAUAUUGUGUAUAAUCAAAUAACGGAACGGGACGUUAUUUGAUACGCGAAUUUCCCACACUUCACCAUCGAACAUCACAACAAACCUUAGCUAGCUUUUGUCAAGCAUAAGUGGAGAAGAUGAAGUUUUGUCUGUCCAAUUCAAAUAUCAAAAUUUUUUUGAUUCUCAUCGCGGAACCAACAACAAAUCUGUGUAGCGCACGUGUAGCCGACUAAAGCCGACUAUGCCAAUAUAAAAGUGAGCGCAAAGUCAAAUGCAAUGCUAAAAGGCCAAGAUACGAGUAGAGUAGAAAAAUUAAACACGUAAUACAUAACCCAGCAGCAGAAUCAAUUAAAAAUCAAAGUAAACCAAAACAAAAGCAGAAAAAAUAACAGUGUUCAAAAUAAAUCAAAAAUGCCACACAAUAGUCAUAGUUCACAUUCACGGCAUGGUGGUUCUUCAAGCGACGAUUUGGGCAGCACCGAUGAAGUGAAAAUUUUCAAAGAUGAAGGUGAUCGGGAGGAAGAAAAAAUAUCAUCGGAAAACCUACUCGAGGAAAAGUCCAGUUUGAUAGAUUUAACGGAAAGUGAGGAAAAGAGUGGAAAGCUACCAACGAGACCGGAUCUGAGUUCAGUUUUCAGUAAGAUUGAGCCCCACACUUCAAGCUUCAACAUGGGAUAUCUGGUAUCGCCGUAUACGUAUUCCAAUGGCGGUGCAGGCGGACUACCAGUUACAAUGCAACCUAAGGGAACUUUGAAGUUUCAAGAUUGCCUCCCAAUGUACUCGCUGUCACCACUGCCUGUCAUCACCAACAAGCGGUAAUCGAGUUGACAAAAUAUAUAAAUAUAUAACAUUAACAUACAUUUGUCUAAAUUACAUGGUGUUUAUCGUACACCAAUCGUUUGCUUGAUGAUAUCACCCUUUUUUCGUGUUGUCGUAGCUAUUCUAUUAUUUUUUUGUAAUCAAAUGACAAUAUUAGAGUAUGCUGAUCGUCAUACAUACAUUGGAAACAUAAACUCACAAGUUUGUAAUUGAACCGGCUCAACCCCGAAUCAAAAUACAAUAUGUACAUACAAAUCAUAAAUUUGUUUAUAAAAAUAUACAUACCCAGCAGAAAAUGGUAAGGUUUUAGAAGCAAACUAUAUUUGAUACCUGUUUUGUUUUUGGGUUGUUGCCAUUUUGCGCUUACGCGUUUUUAACUAAAUAGCUAUUUCAUUUGCCUACUUACUAAUCGCACUUAGAAAACUACUUUAAUCAACCAAACAUGAACUAGCCAGCCAAAUGUAAUAUGUGUUCAUGUGAGAUAGCAAUUGACAGUUCUAGCUUCGAACCAAAAAUCUGUUUUGUUUAAUAAUUAUGUUUUCAUAACAAAUGAAGGCUGUAGCUUUUAAUUGAUAGAAGUACAUUCGAAGGGCUUUACAUUCUCUGUCAAUUAGAAUAAUAAUUUAGUUUUGGAUUUUUGUCGGACCAUGACUGGAGUAGACGUAUAUAAUAAAUAAAUAUGCUACCUUUUAUUGAUUUACAUAUUUAGCUACAUUGUCUGAUCUUAUAGCAAGCAGAUAGAAGAGACUUAUUUAUUCGUUUCAAAGGUAUUGUGCGUAUAUUUUGAUUGAUCUUCAUUCACGUAAUAUGAUAUUUAUUGAAAAAGAUUAAGUCCUAUUAGUUGAAGCUACAAGCUUUUAUGCACCUUACCGACAAAGUAAACUAUAAAUACGACGAAUGCUCUGAUUCCCUUUCCUAAAUAAUCCUUAAUAAUAAUCCCAUUUAUUGACAAAACCGCAAAUAAAUAAAAAAUUCAUGUAGUUUUUUAGUUUAUGGUAAACAGACAAUCAUAUAUGUUGAAAACGCGGCUGACUGUUUUAUAAUACAUAAUAAUAUUGUUAAAUUUCAAAAGAAUCGACUAUUGUAUAUCACCUCCACUAGCACAUGCAUACUUAAUUACCAUUGUUGAAAAACCUUGUUAUUUUCAAUGUACACAAUGCAUCAUCCCUAAUAAUUAUUGCCUUUUAAAGUUUGCCCAAGGCGAUUUUUUGGUAAAAGUUGCCACAUGUGCUUGGUAUUUCAAACAAUGAUAUUGAGAGAAGAAAAAACAUUGAAAACCUACAUUGAUAUUUUAUUUUUUUGCUAAAGGGGUGACAGUUAUACAGUUUUAGGUGGCAGUGUUUAUGAAUGCUAUGAAAAACUUGGAAAAGUAUAAUUAACAAUUUUUUUUGAAAUCAUUAUUCUUGGCGCAAAAAGAUCGCAACAUUUUGAAUAUUUUCAAUUAUAUUUGGGCUAUAAAUUAUAAUUCAUACUAAAGUAACUCAAAAAGCAAUCACAUACCCUCAAAAAAGAAAAUAAAUAAGUAUAAACCCUUCCUAUAUUUGUUGUUGCAGAAAACGCAAAAGGAAGAAAUCAACAUAUUGGCGCAGGUGAAUGGUGAUAGCUUAAAUUUUAGUUGUGCUUUGUGCGUGGUACUAUCCCUAGAUCUUGCCAUCACUUAGUAUAUAUAUAUUUUGUGCACAAAUUUUUAAAUAAAAAAUGUAGUCUCUUUUUUUUGUGAUGAACUUAGACACCUAAGACGCCGUUUCUAUUUUACCUCUGCACUUCCAACACUUAUGUACAUAUAUAUACUUACAUAC